AUGCCCUGUCAGGGCGGGUCCCAGUUUGCUGGAGCAGCUGUCCUGAGGGUCGGGUCCAAGCUGGUUCUGUUCCAGUUGUGCGCUCUCCCCGCUCCCAGCAGCGGCAUCUUUGCCCCCAAAGGGGAAGCAGUGCUGGAGCAAGAGGGGCCGGAGCAGGUGCUCAGCUGGGGCGGGGGCGUGUGCUGUGGCGGGGCCGGAGCAGGAGUAAGCAAGCCGGCGCCCACGCUUCACGAGUGGACUCUAGGCUUCUUACAGCCCUGCUGUGAGAACGGGAAACCCAAGCUGCUGCCCGGGACCCCCCAGCCCACGGGGUUCUCGGACAUCCUCCUCAGCCCCACAGCCUGGGGAUGCGCCGUCUCUCUCAGGGACAGUCCCCAGCCCGAGAGCCGUCCUGUCACAGCUCAGGGCGGCGUUUCCGGGUCCCUCGUCGCCGGGUUGCCGACGCCGUCAUCCUUGUUCAGGGAGCUCCGGGACGAGGAGCUGGGGAGGCUCUGUGCCCGGGUCUGUGCGCUACUGCGAGAGGAGAACUGGGGUCCCGACGCCUCGGACGCCCUGCGGAGGCUCUUCCUCAUCGUCUCGGCCACGAAAUACAGCAGGAGGCUGGAGAGGCCUUGCAUGGCACUGCUGCAGACCACCCUCUGCUCGCCUACCUGCCCCGAGCAGCUCCAGCUGCUCUGCGCCGCUGUCCUGAGAGAGAUGUCGCCCUGCGACAGCCUGAGCCUCUCCUGCGACCACAUCCAGAACACGCGGCAGCUGGGCCUCGUGGCCUCUGUGCUCUUGGCCCAGGGUGACCAACAGCAGGUCAGGAGCUUGGGCCAGCGCGUCCUCAAGGUCCUGGAGAGCCGGCAGCCCGAGGGGCCCAGCCUGAGGUACCUCCUCCCCGUCGUGUCCAAGGUCACCAGCCUGGCCCCGGACGCUCUCCGUGAAGAGCAGACCAGGGCGCUCAGCAAGCGGCUGGGGGACUGGCUCCGCUACGCCAGCGUCCAGCAGGCGGCCGCCCACUCCUCCGGGGGCUUCUUCCCCACGCCUAGAGCCCGGCAGCUGGGCCCUGUCACCGAGGUGGACGGGGCGGUGGCCACAGACUUCUUCACGGUGCUGUCCACGGGCCAGCGCUUCACAGAGGACCAGUGGCUGAACGUGCAGGCCUUCUCCAUGCUGCGGGCCUGGCUGCUGGACAGCGGCCCUGGGGGCUCCAGUGCCCCGGAUGCAGACGACAAGUCAGAGCUGGAAGGCUCCACCCUGUCCGUGCUCUCGGCCACCUCCACGGCCGGCCACCUGCUGCCGCCUCAGCAGUGGCUGCGGGAGAAGGCCUUCGAGUACUGCCGGCGCCUGCUGGAGCAGAGUAACCGGCGAGCCCUGAAGAAGGCAGACGCCGACCUGCAGAAAGCGUGUCUGGUGGAGGCCGUGCUGGUGCUGGACGUGCUCUGCCGGCAGGACCCCUCCUUCCUGUACCGCACCCUCUCCUGCCUGAAGCCCCUGCACACGCGCCUGCGCGGGGACCCAGCCUGGGUGCGGGCGAUGCUGCCCGUCGCCCAGUUCUUCCUGCACCACGGGGAGGCCGCCGCAGUGGACGCGGAAGCCGUCUACCAGCACCUCUUCACCAGGAUCCCCGCUGAACAUUUCCACAGCCCGAUGCUGGCCUUCGAGUUUGUCCAGUUCUGCAGGGACAGCCUGCCUCUGUUCGGCAGAAACCUUGGCGUUCUCAGGACAAGCUUCCCCAACCUCUUCAAGUUCCUGGCCUGGAACAGCCCGCCCCUCACCUCUGACUUUGUGGCGCUGCUCCCAUCGCUGGUUGACGCAGGGACGGCCGUGGAGAUGCUCCACCUGCUGCUGGACCUGCCCUGUCUGACCGCAGCCUUGGACCUGCAGCUCAGGUCGCUGCAGGCCGCAUCCGAGAGGCCGCCCUGGGACGUCUCCAUCAGGGCCCCUGGCUGCCUGGAGGCCUUCCGGGACUCGCAGGUCCAGGGCCUUUUCCAGCACCUGCUACGUACCCAGGCCAGCGGGACCGCAGAGAGGUUGACGCCGCUCUACCGGCUGCUGCAGCCCCUGGCCGGCUGCGCCCGGGUGGUCCAGUGCGCCGAGGCCGUGCCCACCCUGCUCCGGGCGUUCUUCUCGGCGGUGACACAGUUUGCUGACGGGGCCCUGGCCAGCCAGCUGGCACUGCUGCUUCUGGAACGAAGCGACUCGCUUUACCAGGUCCCGGGGUAUGAAGCCCGUGUGCACAGGGUGCUGAGCUCCCAGUUCCCGGCCUUGUGCAAGCUGCAUCCUCCACUGGUGGUCGAGCAGGCGAAGGAGCUGCUGCAGUUUGUGGGCGGCCCCCGCAGCGGCGGGCACGUGCUCACAUCCGUGGUGUGGGCCAUCGGCGAGUACCUGUCGGUGUCCUGGGACCGGCGCUGCACCGUGGAGCAGAUCAACAACUUUUUCGAAGCCCUGGAGGCCCUGCUCUUCGAGGUCACCCAGUCGCGGCCCUCCACCACCCUUCCCAAGUGUCCUCCGCAGGUCAUCACCGUGCUCAUGACCACACUGACCAAGCUGGCCUCCCGGAGCCAAGACCUGAUUCCCAGGGUCUCCCUGCUCCUGUCAAAGAUGAGAACCUUGGCCCAGAGCCCAGCAACGGGCUCCGUGCCCGGUGAGGAGGGCGCGGGAGCCAUCCACGUGCGGGCCACGGAGCUGCUGAACCUGCUGAAAAUGCCCAGCGUGGCCCAGUUUGUGUUCACGCCCAGCGUGGAGGCGUCCGAGCCCCGCUAUCACCGUGACACCAACACGGCCCUGCCCCUGGUCCUGCGUAUGGUCAGCCGGCUGGUGGAGAGGGAGGCGGGCCUCCUGCCAGGAUGA
Lipotes vexillifer (Yangtze River dolphin) is the source of this 2835-nucleotide messenger RNA. RefSeq names its product adaptor related protein complex 5 subunit zeta 1 (gene AP5Z1). The transcript has 20 exons. Bases 1 to 2835 code for a protein of 944 amino acids. The record is from RefSeq and is a predicted model, not a curated record. Gene Ontology annotation, cellular component: AP-5 adaptor complex. NCBI's taxonomy places the organism in Eukaryota, Metazoa, Chordata, Mammalia, Artiodactyla, Lipotidae.